AUGGCUCUCUGUGCAUUCUCGUUCCCGGGUCAGCUGAACCGUUCGACUGCUGCAGAGUGCCAAAGGGGCAGUGGCUCCAUUUCUUCGGUCUUUCUGUGGGGUACAGAUGUGAUGGGCCAGACCCAGCAGAAGCUCAGUCAGAUGAGGAAAAGGCCGUGUGGGGUUUAUGCCUCGCUCUCGGAGAGGGGAGAAUACUAUGCUAAGAGACCUCCAACUCCUCUCUUGGACACCAUUAACUACCCAAUCCACAUGAAGAACCUCUCCAUAAAGGAACUGAAACAACUUGCCGACGAGGUUCGCUCAGAUGUUAUCUUUAAUGUCUCAAAGACGGGCGGCCACUUGGGCUCGAGCCUCGGCGUGGUCGAGCUGACUGUGGCUCUUCACUAUGUCUUCAAUGCUCCUCAGGACCGAAUUCUCUGGGAUGUUGGUCAUCAGUCUUAUCCCCAUAAAAUCCUCACUGGCAGAAGAGAGAAGAUGCAUACCAUGAGGCAGACAAACGGGCUGGCAGGGUUCACAAAGCGGUCUGAGAGCGAGUAUGACUGCUUUGGGACUGGUCAUAGUUCUACGACCAUAUCAGCUGGUUUGGGAAUGGCAGUGGGAAGGGACCUAAAGGGAAAGAAUAACAAUGUGAUUGCAGUCAUAGGUGAUGGUGCCAUGACUGCAGGGCAAGCUUACGAGGCGAUGAACAAUGCAGGUUACUUGGACUCUGACAUGAUUGUGAUUCUCAACGACAACAAACAGGUUUCUCUUCCCACCGCCACUCUCGAUGGGCCAAUUCCUCCUGUUGGAGCCCUAAGCAGCGCUCUUAGUAGAUUACAGUCAAACCGGCCUCUCAGGGAACUCAGAGAAGUUGCCAAGGGAGUUACCAAACAAAUUGGUGGAUCAAUGCACAAGUUGGCUGCUAAAGUUGAUGAAUACGCUCGUGGCAUGAUCAGUGGCUCUGGGUCGACCCUCUUUGAAGAGCUUGGACUAUAUUAUAUCGGUCCUGUUGAUGGCCACAACAUAGAUGACCUAGUGGCAAUCCUGAAAGAGGUCAAGAGCACCAAAACAACAGGUCCCGUUCUCAUCCAUGUUGUCACUGAGAAAGGUCGGGGCUACCCUUAUGCCGAGAAGGCUGCUGAUAAGUACCAUGGUGUAGCAAAAUUUGAUCCUGCAACGGGAAAGCAAUUCAAGUCCAGUGUGACCACCCAAUCCUACACGACGUACUUUGCUGAGGCUCUGAUUGCCGAGGCAGAGGCAGACAAAGAUAUCGUCGGAAUACAUGCCGCAAUGGGAGGCGGAACUGGAAUGAAUCUCUUCCUCCGGCGGUUCCCUGAAAGAUGCUUUGACGUUGGGAUCGCGGAACAGCAUGCUGUGACUUUCGCUGCUGGUCUUGCCUGUGAGGGCCUUAGGCCCUUUUGCGCUAUCUACUCGUCCUUCAUGCAGAGAGCCUAUGAUCAGGUAGUUCACGAUGUGGACUUGCAAAAGUUGCCGGUGAGAUUUGCAAUGGACCGAGCAGGACUGGUGGGGGCAGAUGGGCCAACACACUGUGGAGCCUUUGACGUCACUUUCAUGGCGUGCCUUCCGAAUAUGGUGGUGAUGGCUCCUUCAGAUGAGGCAGAGCUCUUCCACAUGGUGGCCACAGCUGCUGCCAUUGAUGAUCGCCCAAGCUGUUUCCGGUACCCAAGAGGAAAUGGAGUAGGCGUUGAACUGCCACCGGGAAACAAAGGCACUCCCCUUGAGAUCGGGAAGGGAAGAAUACUGAUGGAAGGGGAAAGAGUGGCUCUUCUUGGCUAUGGAAGUGCGGUUCAGAGCUGUUUGGCCGCAGCCUCAUUGUUAGAGCCGCAUGGUUUGAAGAUCACGGUCGCAGAUGCUCGCUUCUGCAAACCUUUGGACCAUGCCCUCAUAAGGAGCCUUGUUAAAUCUCACGAAGUGUUAAUCACGGUCGAAGAAGGUUCGAUAGGAGGGUUUGGGUCGCAUGUCGCCCAGUUCAUGGCACUCAAUGGUCUUCUCGAUGGCCAAGUCAAGUGGAGGCCACUUGUUCUUCCCGACCGGUACAUAGACCACGGCUCACCGGCAGACCAGUUGGCCGAAGCCGGCCUAACUCCGGCUCACAUUGCAGCAACAGUAUUCAACAUACUAGGAAAAGUGAGAGAGGCCCUCGCAAUCAUGUCAUAGAGAGACGGUUCCAAAUGUUCAUCCAGCCUGUUUGCUUCACUUUCUCCAUCCUUAUCCUCAGUCCUCUUGUACAAAUACAACGGUGUAAACUAGCGAUGUGCUUCAAAAGUGUGGCCAAUAUACAGAGAAGUAGCUUCAGUUAGCAUUGUUCGGUUUAAUAACUGUCUUCAUUCGUGUUGGAAAUCAUCAACUUGGCUGUCCACUUUUCCAAA
Molecule: messenger RNA, 2369 nt
Organism: Punica granatum (pomegranate)
Lineage: Eukaryota; Viridiplantae; Streptophyta; Magnoliopsida; Myrtales; Lythraceae
Source: RefSeq, a predicted model, not a curated record